AUGAAAGAAAAGUUAUUAGAGACAGAUACAUUAGAGGAAUAUAAAAAAAUCCACAAAAAAAAGUACGAGGAAAGAUUGAUGAUUGAAAAGGAAAUGUUAGAAAAGCAAAAGACAGAAGAAGAAACUAAUGAAAAAAUUAAAAAGGAACAAGCUUAUAAACAAUUACAAAUUGAGAAAGAUAAGGAAUAUUCAAUUCAAUAUUACCAUGAAAUAAAUAACCUACAACGUACAAAUACAACAAGUGCCGAUAGUAAUUUACCUAUGCUUAACAGCUACACAGAAAGGUUAAUAAACACUCCACAUUACGCCUACAUGCCAGAUGUCACAUCACAUGGUCUCUUGGAUAACGGUUCAGGGGAACCCAUUUCACAAAGGAUACGAAAUUUUUUUUCAAGCAGGAACCCUAGACAGUACUUGGGACGUAGUAGGGUUCAAAUAAUUUGUAACAUUAUUCUUUUCAUAUUUAUCAUCACAUGUAUUGCUAUUUUUGCCUUCUUGUGA
Molecule: messenger RNA, 501 nt
Organism: Plasmodium gonderi
Lineage: Eukaryota; Apicomplexa; Aconoidasida; Haemosporida; Plasmodiidae
Exons: 2
Coding region: 1-501 (166 amino acids)
Source: RefSeq, a predicted model, not a curated record